This is a messenger RNA of Staurois parvus, 282 nucleotides long. NCBI's taxonomy places the organism in Eukaryota, Metazoa, Chordata, Amphibia, Anura, Ranidae. The record is from the annotation of a GenBank genome assembly.
CACUGACGUGCACUAAUGAGGCUGCACUGAUGGGCACUGAUAGGUGGCACUGAUGGGCAUUGACAGGCAUCACUGAUGGGCACUGAAAGGCAGCACUCAUAUAUGGCACUGAUAGGCGGCACUGAUAGGCAGCACUUAUUGGCACUGAUAGGCGGCACUGGCACUGCAGCACUGAUAGGUGGCACUGCUGGGCACUGAUAGGCGGCACUGACUGGCACUGAUAGGCAGCAUUGACAGGCAGCACUGAUAGGCGGCACUGACUGGCACCAGUGAUAGGUGGCA